AUGUUGUCCGAAAAUCAAAGUUCAUCGGAUAAUGCCGAAGGAAGUGGUACCUUAAUUCAUCAUGAACAAUCCGAAGAAACUUUGAACCUUGAUGAUGUUGGUUCAACGGAAAUGAACAAACUUCAUGAUCCCCAACAACCUUCACAAUCUGAAUCAACCACCAAUGCAGAACCUGAUACAAUUAAAGGAGGAUUAUUUAAAGGAAUUAAAACUUUCUUUGUCAAAGAAGUUGAGGAAGUUUCAAAUGUACCAAGCGUUAAAGUUACUUUUCAUGUCCAUCUACCCUCGUUUGAAUAUGUGGAAGGUUACCCGGUUAUCGUUGGUAACAUUGAAGAAUUAGGUAAUUGGGUAGAACCAAUUGUUAAAUUAAAGCAAUUAAAAAGUGAACGUGAAUACAUGCACUCCAAUCAUAGUCAUUGGUACUCGGAUCCCAUUUCAAUACAAAAUGAUAGAUUUGAGAAUGAGGUUAGGUAUAGAUAUGCGUUCUUUGUUCCGAAACCAAAACCCGAGGAAAAAUCAAAAGGAAUUGCUUCUAUGUUUAAAAAAGGUGACAAAUCUAAGGAUGAUGAAAAGGACAAGGGUGAACCUGCUGAUAAAAAGAAGAAAGGUAAGGAUAGUGAAAAGGACAAGGGUGAAACCGCUGGUAUAAAGAAAAAAGGCAAGGAUGGUGAAAAUGACAAAAUUGAAUCUACUUCUAAAGAUGAUAAAAAGAAUAAAACUGAAUCCAAUUCGAGGGAUGGUGGAAACGACGAUCUCGAAAAUGAGGCUGCUUAUACUCAGGCCGACAAUGCGUCAACAACGGAUGAUCCUACGGCACAAGAAGUGCAUGAUAACAUUGAGGAUCAAAAAAAUAAAGAAACGAAAGCGGAUAAGAAGAAUAGAGAUACAAGGAAUAAAGAAGAAGGAGAUCUUUAUGUUGAAGUUGAAGGUGAAUCACCAAGAAUUUUGGGUAUGAGAAAUGGAUUUCAGUUUGACGUUGUGGGAAGAUUUAAAGUUAAAAAUCGAUCAUGUCAACUAACAACAAUUAGAGAUUUCGCGUUUUUGAAUCUCGUUUACAAUACUAUAACCUCGACUAAUCUUAAGGAAAAGAUAUCAGAAUAUCAAGACCUUCUAAAUCGUUUUGAAAGGUUUACCCUACAUGCUUCACAAAUUGAAUUUAUUGAAAGUAAUCUUCUGAAGACAAAACCAAAGGAAUAUGAAAAACGUAUUUUCUUAUGUCUUGUUUUGGGACGUUAUCUUGAUUGGAGACAACAAGAAUCUCUUGGGCGACUUAAAUUGCCAAAAAAUAGAUUUCCUCUAGCUCAAAUUAUUGACACUUUAGAAAAUUUUCAACCGGACACAUUUCCUGAAGAAUAUUAUUUGUUUUUAAGCAUUACGAUGACAGCUGUUAUUCAGUUAAAUGUAGACAAUAGAUCUUUUGAUUGGUUAAAACUGUUUGAGAUUGCAAGUAUUAUCGAUCCGAGUUUUACCUUUAUUGAAGCAAUUCAAGACCUUCGUUAUAACAAUAUUGAUGAUCUUGUUAAGAAUUUCCUAAAGGAAUUUAUCAAACACGCUAAGCCUGUUGUAAAUCAAAUUAAAGACUUGAAAAUUUAUUCUAAUAUCGGGAGGUGGUUAUUUUCCAAUUGCAAUUCCUUCGAAACCCUUCUUUUUGUUUGGACGGAUGUUAUCGAUCAUACGAAAGAUCGGGAUAUUCAUCUUCUUAGACACUUUCGUCCUCGCGUCGAGCAACUCGUUUCAUUACCUCGCGCGACACUUUUAGCAAAACAAUUUUCACUAAUCCCCGCGGAACUUUGUGUAGAAGUUGCAGUAAUAUUUAAAGUGAAAGCUUUGUUAUUGCUUAAAAAUCGUAGUAUCGAAUGGGAUAAAAAGAACUCGGAAGCAAUUCUUCAAAUUCUCAAGGAUUCUCAACUCAAUUGGUCCAAAGAAGAAUUUUUAGAAGCCAUGGACUAUGUUUCUGAAUCAUCAAAGCAUUAUUUACUUGUCACCUUUCCAUCUCUAUUGAGCUAUUGGUUUGAUUCCAAAUUUAAAACUUUGAUAACAAAUAAGCUUCCCGAGAUUUGUAGAAACUGGUAUUACCAUUUAAUCGAGCGUAUCAAUGGAUCUGAUUUACGUGAUUCCAAUGAUUCCAAGUUCAUCUAUGCAAUUUAUAAGAAUUUGUCUGAUAUCUUCCCGAUAGUUGGAAAGUACGCAAAGAUCUUUAAUGAUAUGUUGGAAGUUACAGUUAAUCAUGUCAGGAAUUGUGCUGUAUCUGAUAUAUUGAGCGUCACACCAAAUAUUGCAACUUUGGAAAAAGAAAUUUCUGUAUCAUAUGGAGGAAUGGUCAAGGCAAUGUUAUGGAAAUCUGUGCACAAAAUAGAUAAUAACUUGAUAAAAAUUUUGUUACAAGUAUGCGGCUGUGAUAACGAAAUUCUAGAUAUACCAAGCGCCUUAAGUGAAGAUAUCGUGUGUAGUGUGAUGACGAAUUUAGAGGCCAAAGAUGACAUAGUUAAUAAUCAAACAAAGUUAUCAACCACAAUCUUAAAUUUACUUAAAACUUUUCGAUUUUGGAGAUUAAUUUUCAACGCAACAGGUCGCGUUGAAAAGUUAUAUUCACACCCUUACGUUAAGCAAGUUCAAAGAUACAUUUAUGAUUUUGCCAAGAUAAUUAAUGGAGAGGAAAUAACGAUACGUUCACUAAACGAGAUCCUUAAAUAUGAUACUGACACCUUGCAUCAAUUUUUUAAUUUUUCAAUGAACAACAAGGAGAUCAUCAGCAAAGAUUUGAUCAAAAAACAUCGAAAAGAUUGUCAUGGAUAUUUGUUGAAAAUGGAUCAAUUAAGAACAUUUUAUGAUCGUUUUUGCCCAAUCGAUAAAGUUAAAGAUGUUCAAAAGUUUCUCGACGAUAUCAACAAUCGUAACAAUAACUUGGAGUAUCUUGCGCUUAAAGUUGCCUUAUCUGAUAAUCAUUGGGGGGUCCACAAGAAAAACAUGAAUAGCUCUAGACGUGCACAUAGGAUAGCGAAUUCGUGUACGUUCCGCAAUAUUUUUGAUAUUAGGAUGAAAUCAGAAGAAGUUGAUUUGACUGUUGAAAAUGUAGCGCAAAUCUUGAUGCCAGCGGUAUUUGAACAAUAUGAUCAAUUAUGUCGUCAAUAUAAAGAGUGGGAGAAACUCAAAUGUUCAGAAGGAAGUGAUCUUUGGAAGAAUGUCAAAAAUGUCGAAAAGGAAUUAAGUAUGAUGGAUAUUCAAACGGAAAAAACUCAAAUAUUAAUUAACACGCUCGCAUAUCUUGCUUCGGUUCCAACACAAAUUGAGAGACUUCAGCAAUUAACUACCGUUGUAAUAAUGUUUAAGGUCACUCAUACUCAAAAUGAUUGGCUUGGGAGAUUACAACUAAUUCUUCGUGGUGAUUACCUCUGGUUAGGAAGAUUGGUCAGCUUCUUUGAGUUUUUUAAUCAACAUCUUGGAUCAAUUGAAAAAGAUUGUUGGGACCUGAUUAGAGAACUUUCACUAGCCGGUGAAUUCAUUGUUUUUCUUCAAAAAAUUGCUGAACAUGAUAUUAAAAAUUUGAUUAAUGGAGUAGACGAAUCAUCAGAUGAACGACUUAUACAAGAAGAUACGGUUUCUUCUCUUAUCCAAGUCAAACAAUUUUUGCUUCCCUUACUAAAGUCGGCAGAAAAAUUAUCACUUGAUGAAUUUUUGGAUAAAAUCAACUCUAUAACUCUGCAGAGUUCAAAGCUUGGAAACAAAGUAGCACUUUGUAAUAGUCACAAUAUGGCGUUACAAAACUUGUAUAAUUCUAUUCAAAAUAAAGGAGAAGUUACAAAAGAAAAAAUUAGAAACGCGGUCCGGAAAGGGACUUAUACCUUUGAACGUGAUUAUAAGGGAGAUACGUGUAAAGUUACCUUAUCUUAUCCAGUGGUUGCUGGACUUGUAAAAUAUACAUUGACUGAUUUGCACGAUUUACGAGGACGCGCGCUUCUAAUUUCAAAACCUUCGGCGCCUGUUGAUAUUGGAUCUAGUAACGCUCCGUGGGCAGGCGAAGAAGAAAUUUCCAAACCUAUUAUGGAUAAAUUCGUUACUCAAGUUGAUAUGGCACAAGAAAUUAUUAAUUUUGCUACGAAGCUCAUUCAAACAGGUCAUUUUCAUUAUCGUGCAUUUAAUCGAAAACUUAGUGGUGUUGAAAAGAUGCAACAAACAGUUCUUAACUUAAAAGAAGACUUAAAAGAAUGGGAAAAAAUCGUGAAUGCAGCACAAGAAGACUAUUAUUAUUUAACCUUUUAUCCGGCUCGGCAUAUUUUGACAUUCCUUGAUUAUUUUAGCGUUGGAGAAAAGUCGAACGAUAAUAUUGAAGAAUGUGAAAAAUUAAUCCGAUUUGUCAAUAGUAAAGCUAAAUUGCCUCCAAAAGAUAAAGUUACAAUUAAUUUAAAUAAAAAUUACGAGCAAAUUCUUGGGGAGAUCGGAACAAAUUUACGAGAAAUAUUUGGAAAGGUUCCUAAAGAGACAAAUAAAGUCAGGAUUAUUAAAGAGCGCGUAGUUUCAGAUAUAGUUUAUCCCGGAAAAUUAUUUGUCGCUGCAUGUGAUGAUAAAACCCUUGUUCCAAACAUUAUCAUGUCAUUAUAUGCGAAUCACGGAUACUACCCUCUACCAUGGCAAACAUUAAUAUGUACGAUUUCUACAACUAUGGAAGAACUUGCAAGUUUUGUUAAAAGGUGUUUCUUUGCACAUAAUAAUGGAUACACGGGGAAUUUGUUCUGUCUCGCUAAUUUAGAAUUAUUAGAUUUUGAAUUACAAUUUAAUCUAGUAAACCUCAUUAAGUCUAUGCGCAAAAGGCAUGAACAGUUUCAAUUGGCCUUGAUCUGUUACCGUGAACCUGACGUUCAUCAUCAUAUUUUAGAUCAAUUCUCACAAGAUGUUCACGCAACAAACGGAUUAAGCGGAGAGGCGAUGAAAAUGAUUUACCGUGAAUUAUGUCCAAAAGCUAUGACCGUUUCUUCGGAUCUAUCGGGACAGGGUAAAACCGAAAGGAUUAAACAAUAUAGUUUUUCAAAUAGAUUAAUUCCAAGCAGUUUCCUUAUUAGCGACAAAGUUAAUUUUGGAACGUUGGUUCAUAAAUUUAAAGAAUUUAAGAUGCGAUCUUUUGAAUGUUUACAUUUAAAUAUUGUAUCAGCUAACGAGGCUGAAGAUGCCAAUACGAUUAAUAUGUUCUUAUUUGAACUUAUAACUUUAGGAAUUGUAUUUUCUAAUAUGGAUGUAGCGAUCCUUCCAAAUACGUUUAUAUACAUUGAAGUGGCUUCUACGAUGGGACAACGUUUAUUUGAAUCUAUACCGAUGGUGGGAUAUCUUACUCAUAUCCCUUUAACUUGGGACAUAAGAGAUUUGGUGGUUUCUCAAGAGAUAAGUAGCCCAAUUCAAGUUGUUUGUCAUUACUUAAAAGCACUUAGUGAACAAGCGGCAAUAAAUGAAAGAGAUAUUUAUUUUAAGACCGGGGAAGGAAGUUCAGAUUUAAAACCAUUGCCUGAUAAUGUAUGUAGAAAGUUAAUUGAAGAUUAUCUUUUCAUAAAAAAUAAAAAGGGGGCAAAUGAAACAAAAGAUAUUUUAUCAUUUCGAUUCAUUGAAAUCUUUGUUAACGUAUUCGCCGAUCAAUUGGUUAGACUGUCAUCAAGUUCAUAUUUUCGUGUUGAAAAUUUAAAGCUCAUGGUGGAAGAACAAAAAAUUCGUAGUACGCUUGUUCAAACUUUAUUAAGUGUAUCAAAAGAUUUCGCUACCAAAUCUAUCGCGACCAAAAGAGCACAGAAAGGAAAUAUUUCGAUUAAAGAAAAUGAUAUCCUUGAUGUGAAUGCACUACUCGGAACUAUAGAACAAUGGGAUGAUUCGAAUCAUUUAUUGGUCUUUUUCUUAUCACAAACUCCGGAUUCAAUCUGUGCAUUAUAUAGGGAUAGGUCAAGAGUACCUCAAAAUGUCAAAACCCUAUUAAAAAGUCAAUAUAUCGGGGAUAAAGAUUCAUGGGAUUUGGAUGAUUAUCAUACGAAGGAUCCUAAACACUUAUUAUCCAUAUUAGAAAAUUUGGCUAGGAAGACCAUGCAUAAAAUCGUUUAUCCACCAUACGCGCUUUCCGCCGAUAAUCUAAUUAAGAUGGCACUCAUUUUAUUAAGAGCUCGUGCCAGCAUCCCGGUAAUCGUUUGUGGUGAAGCCGGUUGCGGAAAGACAAGUUUGAUCGGUUACCUAUCUAAAGUGGUUGAAGUGGAAUUUCACGCUUUGAAUCUUCAUGCUGGAAUCUCGGAGGAAGUCAUUUUAAAGUUUAUGAAAGAUUCCCAAGAAAAAGUUGAAGAAGGGGAGGUUUGGUUAUUCUUUGACGAGAUUAAUACUUGUAAUCAUAUCGGAUUACUCGCUGACCUGAUUGCUCAUAGGAUGUUAAAUGGAAAACCUAUUCAUUGUAACAUAAGACUUUUUGCGGCAUGUAAUCCAUAUCGUAUGCGCACCAAGGCGGCGACUACAGCAGGAUUAUUAAAACCCACAGAUGUACGAUUUGAAGAGACAAGCAAACUUGUUUAUCAAGUUCAUCCGUUGCCUGAUCAAAUUCUAGAUUACGUUUGGGAUUACGGUACCCUUAAACCAAUUGAAGAAAGAAAAUAUAUUGAAAUUAUGGUGCAAGAACAAUUAAAAGAACUUGGGCACCUUGUAUUUUCCGACUGUUUAUUUGAAUCACAAGAAUUCAUCAGAAAAUGUGAAGAAUCUUAUAGCGUUAGUUUACGUGACGUUAAACGUGCUAUUACUCUCGUAAAAUUCUUUAAAAAGAGCUUUGAAGGUCGCCCUCCUAUCAAAAAGUAUGAUCAAAAACCUAAAAAAUAUCCACAACCUAGUGAUAUUUCAAUUAAUGUACGUUCCUGUGUUCUCGCAUUGGGAUUAUGUUAUCAAUCAAGAUUAUAUGAACAAAAGUUAAGAACAGAUUACAGAAAAAAGAUGGGAGAGGUUUUUAAAAAACAUAAGAUUAAUAUUAAUGAAGAUCGAUUUAGCAAAAUUUUACGGGAAGAACAAGAUGAUUACGUGGAUAGAAUGCAAUGUCCACCUAAUACGGCGAAGAAUGAAGCGUUGUUGGAGAAUGUUUUGGUCAUGAUCGUAUGCAUCCUGACCAAAAUCCCUUGUUUCAUUAUCGGAGCACCUGGCUCCUCAAAGUCUUUAGCCGUGAGACUUAUAAGUCAGAAUCUUCGAGGAUCGGAUUCAAAUGAUGAAUAUUUUAGAAAUCCGUUUAAUCCGUUAAAAGUAUUGCAUUCGUUACUUGAACCAAGUUAUCCAGAUACCGAACCAAAAGUUUCUUGUGUGGCCAUUUCAAAUUGGCGUUUAGAUAACAGUAAAAGUAGUAGAGCGUUAUUAGUUCAAAGGCCAAAAUUUGAAUUAGUUGAUUUAACAGAUACGGCAAAACGAUUACUUAUAAAGAGUGAAAAUUCUCAGAUAACAGAAGCAUCAUUAUUAUUAUUAGCACUGAUGGAUGAAAAUAAGUUAGAAAAGGCGGAUCCACCAUUAUUAAAUAGAUUUGAAAAACAAAGAAUGGUCAUGAGUGAUACAUUGACCUCGCAAGAAAAUGAAUUGGUGGAAGCACUUAAAGAAUGGACUGAAUUAAUUUCCACCAUAACGGACAAUAAUUUCAAUAUUAAUUUUAACCUGAGAAAAUUUAAACAAAAGGAUUUAUUCAUCGGAUUUGAUGAAAAUGAGACUUUACAAAGUUUGGUUAUCGAUAUUAAGAAAAGUUUUCCUGAUGAUGAUGAUGAGGAAGUUUUGUUUAAAUGCAAGGAAAAGUUGAUCAAAAUUGCUUCCUCCGACGGUAUGAUUAGAGCCGAAAGAUCGAGGUUAGGCGCGGGCAAAGUUAAACAAUGGAAAAAUAUUUAUUUCAAUCAACAACAUCAUGAUAGUUUAAUCGAUCAUAUUCAAUAUCGUCUCUACAAAUUUCAUGAGGAAAAUGCAAUGUUAAUAUUACAAUGUGACGUUACGAUCGUUAGUGCGGGGUGCAUUAAAUUGGCUAAAUUCUUAGUGGAACAAUAUCGUAAUGAGUAUUUACAAAAGAAGAAACGUCAAUUACAAUUGUUGCAACAAAAAAAUUCAUCAACCUCAAAUGGAAAACAAUCACAAGAGAAAUUCAUCAGUAACAUUGAAAAAAGUCCUAUUAUUAAGAAUUCUCCCAUCGCCAAUUUUCCCAAUAAAUAUUUUAAAGAUUUCAUUAACGUCAUAUUGACCAACGAAGCAAAUAAUAUCAAUGAAAAGAUGGAGAAGGGCAUCGAAGAAAAGUUAUUGAAAUUCAUUUUUGAAAGAAGGUUGGGUGUCGAAAAUGUGUUAAAUCCUAUUAGACUUCAUUCAUAUUGGUGGAAAAAUAGUUCUUCCAUUCUCGCCGAAUUGGCUUUGGCUAAAAUGAUCCCCGACAUCAUCAUACAAAUUGAGAAAGAAAAUGAUGAUAACUUAUUAUCCGAUGUUGAUUUUGAAAAAUAUCUUGUUGAACAGGUCAUACAAGAUCUUUUAUAUUGGAUCACCACCACGAAGGAUCGUGAGAGAUUAAAGAAUAGAUUCAUACUUGAAAAGUGGCAAUAUGAAGUGACAAAAGUGUUAUCAUUAUGUGAAAAGAUCAACGUGUCUUCUAAGUUAUAUUCACUACAAUUACUUCGAAUUUGUAAUGAUAUCUUGAUAAACAAAUCAAUCCCAUUAGAAAAUAUUAAACAGAUUAUUAAAUACGCUCAACAACAAAGGAUUGCUUCUGAUAUUGAAUUUCAAGAUGAUUUGAUUUCAAAAGAAUUUAUUAACAUAAGCUUCAAGGGAGUGGAAUCAGAAUGA
Messenger RNA from Funneliformis geosporum, 8796 nucleotides. Lineage: Eukaryota; Fungi; Glomeromycota; Glomeromycetes; Glomerales; Glomeraceae. The record is from the annotation of a GenBank genome assembly.